UUCACCGCAGCAUCUUCUACUCGCCGAAUGAGAGGAAUCAAUAACCGUCACCUUCAUUCUCUCGGCUCCGCCAUUUCCCUUCCUCGACGCCACCAUCUUCUCCGCCUGCUCUAAACGAACAGAUUCAUCUCCUUCUCUUGUGCAUCAGUUUCCACAUCCGUUACUCCAUCACAGAGAUUCUGAAGCAGAAUAGAGAACAAAUACCAGAAAAUGCCUCUGUAUGACUGUAUGCUGCUGCUGAAGCCCCGUGUGAGCAAUGAAUCUUUGGUGGAUUUGGUUACCCAUGUGGGUAAGCAUGUUUAUGCUAGAAAUGGUGUCCUUGGGGAUAUAAAAUCAUUUGGAACCAUUCAGUUGGGCUAUGGCAUUAAAAAACUUGAUGGAAGAUACUAUCAGGCGCAAUUGAUGCAAAUGACAAUGAUGACCCCACCUAGCUUCAACAAAGAGCUGCACUACCUAAACAAGGAAGACAGGUUGCUGCGUUGGCUUUUAGUUAAACACCGCGAUGUCAAAUUUGGCCUGGACUAUUUAGUGGAAGACGAAGAUCAAGGUGAACUAAGCAGGCUUAGAAGCAGCCACGAAGAUGACAUGGAUGAUGAAGAUGAGGAUGAUCAUGAAGAAUAUGAUCGCGCUUUUGAAGAAAAUAAUCCAGAGAAAGCAUGAUACAAUGAAUCUGAUUGUUCUGUUUGUUCUUGUUAGGUAUGGAACAUUGAAGAGAAUAAUAAUAAUCCAGACGAAACAUAUAUGAUGAUUCGACUGUUCUUAUUCGAUAUCUCAAAUUUCCCAGGUUGAAGAGUUUAGUUGCUAUUCAAUUAUUGAACAAUUGCAGUCAUUACUAGAGUUUUUUCUUUUUUUCCUGUAUGAACAAUUUUAGU
Impatiens glandulifera is the source of this 872-nucleotide messenger RNA. RefSeq lists its product as uncharacterized. Gene Ontology annotation, biological process: translation. The transcript is spliced from 3 exons. Gene Ontology annotation, molecular function: structural constituent of ribosome; small ribosomal subunit rRNA binding. NCBI's taxonomy places the organism in Eukaryota, Viridiplantae, Streptophyta, Magnoliopsida, Ericales, Balsaminaceae. The record is from RefSeq and is a predicted model, not a curated record. Gene Ontology annotation, cellular component: ribosome. The coding region runs from base 211 to 660 and encodes 149 amino acids.